Hippocampus zosterae (dwarf seahorse) is the source of this 3079-nucleotide messenger RNA. It is a transcript of the gene mindy4, whose product is annotated as MINDY lysine 48 deubiquitinase 4. Gene Ontology annotation, biological process: protein K48-linked deubiquitination. The transcript has 18 exons. The record is from RefSeq and is a predicted model, not a curated record. Gene Ontology annotation, molecular function: cysteine-type deubiquitinase activity; K48-linked deubiquitinase activity. The coding region runs from base 221 to 2299 and encodes 692 amino acids. NCBI's taxonomy places the organism in Eukaryota, Metazoa, Chordata, Actinopteri, Syngnathiformes, Syngnathidae.
AUGACAAAACCCCGCCCUCUAGACGUCUCGUCGAAAUGUAUGCCUGUCUUCUACGGAGUUUAUCGGGGAUGUUUUUUUAUGUUUUUGUAAAACACAGUACGUUAAAUAAAUUCUGCAUGUGCGUUGAGCAUAUCACAGUCCUGUGCACUGAACGCCAAGCGAGUCGACCGCUUCCCGUGUGCUGUAUCGUAGCAAAACUGGCUCAGUUUUCCCCACAGCGAUGGUCAUUUGUGUGGAGGAGGUGUCCGCGUCCCUCGUGCGGGAAUAUCUGAGCAGAAAGGGACUCAAGAGGACGAUUGCCUGCAUGGAUGAAGAGCAUCCACGCACGCAGUCCAGCAUCAACAACAGAUCCCAUUUGAGACAAGUUUUGCACAUUGAGGAUUUGUACAGAGCAAAUAAGGUUCAGAGUUCACCUCUGAGGACUUUACUAGAGAUCAUUGUCAAGCAUCACAUUGAAGGUCACAAAUAUGGCACGAUGGCCUGUGAAGGUGAGGAAAGUGAUUCCCUGCAGUCGGCUUCAAUUAUCAGCUCAGUUAGUCUUUCUCCUGCGGGAACGCCGUCGCCAAUGAACGAAAUGAACUCAGAACACAGCACAGUGUCCUUUGUUUCUGGUGACCACAUCAAAUUAAGGCCACAGGACAAGGGAGCCUCCCCCAAUGCAAGGGUGUUAUUGUCACUUGAUGGAGAGAGAUUCAUGAAGCACAGUGAAACUGGGUCACGGUUAAAUGCCCUAGCAGAUGAAAACGGCCAGUCUAAGGUGGCGUCUAGGCAUGAUCACAAUCGCCUUACUAUGAGUGAACCUGAAAAAAAGCCUCCCAUCAAUGAAGUCGUUCAGAGGAGCCGACCCAAUCGGGUUAGACGCGGUAUGAUGGCUGGACCGAUAGCCAGCACACUGCAGGAGUCAACCAAACAAAGGCAGAGUCGAAAAGUGGUCACCCCUCAACUGCUGCUCAGGAAACAAGAUGAGCACAGGAAGUCUGGGGAUGGACUGUCAGGGAGCAGUUCAGAGCAAAAAGUCUUUGAAGAAUGCCUAAAUGAUGCGACAGAAAAAGUGAAGAGCUUGGAGAAGGAAGGACAAAGCAGAAAUGACAGAAAAAUAGUUAAGUCCAAGACGCAGCCAAAUGUGAGAGAUUUGUCUAUGUUGGUUUUAGAUGACAUUGAUGAUGAGCUGCCAGAAUUCUCCAAAAUGUCCAUCGAAAACACUGCAACUGCAGUGAGCAGCCACACAGUCCGCCCAAUGGACCAGCACACCGCCUCGGAAUUGAAGUCAGUUCUCCUCGGCUCAAGUCUCAAAUGUUUCACCGCUGAGUGGAGAAAUCAGGGUUUCACCUUCUCUGAAACGCAUGACCUGAGAUAUGGAAUGGUGCAGAAAAAGGGCGGUCCUUGUGGGGUUCUGGCUUCUAUCCAAGCUUUUUUUUUAAAGAAGCUUCUCUUUGAAAAUAUGGACAGUAGUAAUGCAAGACUUCAGCGUUUAAGGCCAACAAAUGCAACCAGAAGAAAAUGUCUGGUCCUCGCUGUGGCAGAAGUCCUGUGGAGGGCCAGCGAGGAAAAACAAGCUACGGUAGCAAUAAACUCGGGAAGAAUGCUUUUCACCCCGAGUGGACACUACAAAUCUGAAGGAGUGCUUGAAAAGAUAAGCUGUUUUACAGUGGACAGUAUUGAAGACCUGCAGUUGCUACUGGAGCAAAACAUUGAGCAGUUUGAGACAGGGGAGCUGGGAUGUCUACUCCUGACCAUAUCUGCCAUCUUGUCUCGAUCUAUUGAUAGAUUGAAAGAAGAUAUGGAUGUGGCCACCACAGCACUCAUUGGAGCUCAUGGCUACUGCACUCAGGAGCUUGUGAACCUGCUGCUUAUGGGACGAGCGGUUUCUAACGUCUUUGACGGUGAUGUGGAGCUGGACUCCGGCAACGGCAACUCUACGCUGCUCAAGGGAAUCAAAGCUCCCUGUAAUAUUGGCCUUCUGUCAUUGUUUGAACAUUAUAACAUCUUCAAGGUUGGAGACUAUCUCAAGAACCCCCUUCUUCCAAUUUGGGUUGUAUGCAGCGAAAGCCACUUCAGUGUGCUGUUUGGCCUGCAGGAGGCGCUGUUAACAAAUCAGGACAAGGGUGAAGAGUUUGACCUCUACUAUUACGAUGGCUUGGCCAAUCAACAGGAAGAGAUCCGCCUCACUGUCUGUUCUGUUGGGAAAUCAGCUUUGAGUUGUCAAGAUGCCGAUCUAAUUCCUCCUCUGGAGCUCUGCAUUCGAACAAGGUGGAAGGAUGCAUUUGUGAGUUGGAACGACACAGAGCCUAUUCUCUGAAUGAGUGGAUAAUUUCACGUGACUUUUCUAUAAUGAUCAGAUAUCAGCUCGGUCAUUUAUUUUUUUCCUCAGCGUGCUUUAUAAGUUUGACUCAUCGGUGCCUGUAGUUUUGCCCUUCACUCCACAUAUUGGCUAUGAGUCACCACAUUAACAUAAAACUCAUCUCAUAAAUCCUUGAAUGACGUGGCUGAUUUGAAGACCCGACAAAAACAAUUUAUUUCCCAAGUUCUAUUCACAUUAAAUGGAUACAAGUGCAUAUUCAUAAACAGAUAUGAAUACGCACAGUAUAUGUAUUUUUUAAAAUGACAUAAAUAACCUGUCACAAGGAAGAAUGUACACAUUUGUAUUGAUAAUGUAAAAAAAAUAUAUAUUAUAUAUACAUAUACGGUAUAUAUUAAAAUAUCGUUAAAUAUGUUACAGAGGCCUUUAUUACGCCCAGAUAGUUGUUUAUAUUUUUCUGUAAGAUAAGUUCAAUACAUGCCAUUUCUUAGGAAUAGUUGGGAAAAAUGUUUGAUUUAUUUUCACAUGUUGUCUUAAUGUGAAGUAAUUGUCACUUCGUCUUGAUGUAUGACUGACUGACCAUAUGUGCUGAAUCAAGGAGAGAGAACGAGAGAUGAAAAAAACCCACUUUAAUUAUUCUAGUAUGAUGAUGGUCUGUCUUUAUUUUCACUUCAAUCUUCUGGAGUGCAUAUUUUUGAUAAAAUGAUUUCAUCACAUAAUGUUGGUUACGCAUUUCCAUCCUUGCAGUGUCUCCAAAAAUAAUAAACUUAAAAAAAAACA